AUGAUCCGGAUAAUCCUCUGCCUUACUGUCACAAACAGGACUCGCGCGCACCCGGGCAGCGGCGGUGGCGUUCGCCAGAGAAGGGGAAGGUCUGCGGAGGGGAGGGAGUGGGGGGGUGGCGAGGGCGGGAGGCGGGGAGACCGGGCGCCCUCCUGCUGCGGGCGCACACCUAGCCCGUUGCCCCGCACCAGGCCUCGCAGCCUGGGCCAGGUGCACUGCCCGGGGCCGGACGCAGCAGUGCGGGCUCCAGGGUACACCCGCACCCUGAUCCGGGCCCUCGGGCUGGUUUCCGGUACACGCGGGGAAAUCGCCUCCUGCCAGUGUCCGCGCGCUCGUCUCUGUCUCCGCCGCCUCGACUGCGUUAUUUUAUCCGGGUUGCAGUAUGCGGCCGAUUCUGGUAAGGAGCCUGCGCCGCCGCCACCGCCUCCCGCUGAGUGCGGAGCUUUCCAGCCGUUUCCCGGCCGGCCCCCUUCGGUCUCCCUGCUCGCCUUCCCUGCAAAGUCAGGCAGGCGGGGGAAACAGGCUCCCUGCCCGCCGAUCGAUCGCGUGGAAAACUUUACAGCGGGAAGCGCCGUGUGGGGGAAGGAGAAGGCCUUGUGCUGGCUGCUGUCGCUUGUCAGUUUUCUUCUCCGGGUCCGGAGAGAGGAGACUCUGUGCCCUGGGGCUGUUACACAUUCAAACUUAGGGCCUAAACAUGCCUCCAACUCUCGCACUAUUUACUCCAGCCAUAAAAUAAAUAUUCAAAGUCGUCCACCUGGUCUUGUCGGGCAUUUGGGUCUUUUGAGAGAAAAAACAAGCUUGGGAAUCGAGGGAAGUGGGGGUGUUGUGCAGAAUCCAUUCCUUUAAUGUCUGCAUCGGGUGUUACAUAAUUUUAGUAGCACAUGGGUGCAAAACCCUUACUGGGCUUCUUCCCUCCUUUGUUUAUGUAACUUUUGGGAGAGUUUUGCAAGGUUGUCCCUUUUUUUUGCUUCCUCCCUAACCUGAAGAAGGGAGGUCGGUGCUUUUGAAACAG
Molecule: messenger RNA, 1012 nt
Organism: Manis javanica (Malayan pangolin)
Lineage: Eukaryota; Metazoa; Chordata; Mammalia; Pholidota; Manidae
Source: RefSeq, a predicted model, not a curated record